This is a messenger RNA of Heterobilharzia americana, 5345 nucleotides long. The record is from the annotation of a GenBank genome assembly. NCBI's taxonomy places the organism in Eukaryota, Metazoa, Platyhelminthes, Trematoda, Strigeidida, Schistosomatidae.
ACUUGUACAAUAUUUCGCGCUGCGGGAACUUCGGCAUCCUUCUCUUUAUGGCGUCCGUCUAUAACUCAGAUGAUGUCGAUCCUAGCAGACUUGUAAUAAAAGUAUGGGAAUUUUUCGCGAGUGCUGCAUCUGGUUUGUGCCAGCUAUACAAAGGCAAAAUAGAUCGUUGUGCUGACCUUCAAAGUUUACUGGAUACACUGUCUUCGAUAGGAAGCUUCUACCAAGGUUCUCAGAGCUCUAUAGAAGCUGCACUAAGCUAUGGAAAAAGUGUCGGAUCACAAUAUCUACGCCUUCAUUUGCGGGACCUAGCUUACGAGAAUGUAAAGACUUCUGGAAGUAGUAAUGGAGUAGAAUUUUACGUGCCUUUGAGAUCGUUUCUUAGCAAUACAGAACAAUUCAAUACCUCCGGAAACCUUUUAAGGAAACGUCCACGCCAUUGUGCUUAUUGUCCACGUAGAUCAAAGCGAAUCGCGUUGGAUCACUGUGUUCUCAAGCGUUGCCAACGAAAACGUUCCAAAAAUAGAGCGUUAUUUCCUAUUUUGAAUACGAUUUCAGCUGAUCCACAUCUGUUUAGUGUGAUUGAAAGUCUGAGUGGUGGUGAACCGGUUGGACAUGAGACUGAUCUAGUAGGAUCAAUGACAUCUGGUCCACUGUCCAAUUCUCAAGGUGAGUUACAUUUUUUUGUUCUGGUAUGUGAUUGGCAAUACACUUACACAUCAACAAGGUUCAGAGAAAUGUGAAGAAGACUAAAUUUCAGUCUUACCCAUCCACAAUUUCUGAUGCCACCUAAAACUUUUAAGUAUGCAGUAAGUACUUGUGGACGUUGUGGUUGUGCAUAUUCGGGGUUCACUAAAUCAAGGACACAAUGAUGAAAAAAUCCUACUUUCGACGAUUUCACUUAUUAAAGACAUACGAUCGUAUUGAAAAUCAUCGGAAACAAAUAAGUCAAUUAAUAGAAACAGAGGAUUACCAUAACAUUGUAGAGUAAAAUAAAGUUUCUGAAUAUAGAAGAGAUUUACUACCUUAGCUAUGGUAAAACUAGUGGCUGUACGUAAUGUUUUUGAAUUCAGAGACCAGGCUUACACUUGUGGAUUUCCAGUGAUUCGACUGGAAGUCGAAAUGCAUUCAGCAACAUUAUGAACAUUCGUGCAGUAGGCGACGACUCAAACCUAUUGUAUGCCAGCUAGGGAUACUACCUGGCUGUCAAAACCUCGGUAAGUAGGGUGGGACUUGAAGCAGUGACCCACUGGUUGUAAGCCAACUCUCUAAACCGAUGAGUCACAAUUGAAAGCUACGGUAACAGUAUCAUUAGCCAUCACACAAUACGUGUGACUCGUCGCGUACUGCAUGAAUAAUUCGGUUACUUUUAGAUGACACUAGGAGGGCUUUGAAAUCAUAUGGAGGCUCAUUCUGUAAAUUACUUUAAAUGAACUAGAAGAGACCGAAUGUCUGUGUUGAAGAAUAGAACUAUUGAUAUUUCUCUCUUCUCUGGAUAAUCAAGUUGCAUAAUGUUCCAAAAUACACUUACAAACUUGACGUUGUGUACAGCCAAUGGAUGUUGAUCCAUAAGAAAAAGGAAAUUAGUAGAUGAAAAUUAAGAUAAUUUAAAGCAGUAUUCUUCCCUUAACUCAUCGAUGGAUGAAUUGUCUACUGGAAAUGUGAUUCCCAGACUAGGUGCGUGCGAUGUCUUCCUGUAAGAUAUUGAGAAGUGAUUUUUGGGAAUUUGAGACUACUGGUCACUUAUUUAUAUGUGACUUUCCAUAUUGCAUGCGGAAUAACUUCGCAUUGAAUCAUAUAUGCGAAAGGGGUAGUUGCUGCUUGAUAAUAUGCAGCCUAAAUGCUCCACACAACUAGGUGUUGCUCAAAGCUUCACUUUCAAGCAACUAUUUAACUUUCAGUGCUAGAGGGGCAGUUAGUCAAUAUCAACAUGGGACCUGACAUCCCUGUGUAGCGGUACGCUUACACGCAUGUUUGUAACAUUAGAACGCGUAAGCAGCAAGUACUGAAAUAUAUAUAUCAUAGCUCCCACUCAACUGACUAAGCAAGCUAAUCAAACAUCAAAUAGCCUGAUAUCGAAUAGACAGUGAGAAGAAACUCGAGAAAAUGUAUUAUAAAAUAUUAGUUACUCAUGAGUAGUUUUAUCAGCAACGUCAAAUAAAUGUUACAACACUACUGUGUUGGUCCUAAACCGUAUUCUUUGCUCUUUUACUCUUGUCGCUUUAGUACCACUGCUUAGAAAUGUGUCCAUGUUUUUAUAUCAGAAAUCAUAAUUACGGUCCUUAGGGUUAACAUCUAUCCAACAGGGCAAGAGGUUUCUCCGCAUAGGCUUCUAAAGCUUGUUGGUUGUGCUCUUGCCAACGAAGCUAGCUUGCUUAGGAUUGAUAGAGAAUAUUACGCUACUUAAAUCUUAGAUAUCUCUUCGUGGACGUUUCGUCACCAGGCUUGAUGCCGAAGAUGUCACUAAACCUGGCGAAUCAAUGUCCACGAUAAAAUAUCAAAUCUCACAGAAGACCAAAUCACCAUCUUAUCCUACAAAUUUUUUCCAUCGCUACUUAAAUCUUUGUACAGCCAUUCAUGGAGUCACAUUCCAUUAUAGAGGUACGUGCAGGGAAUUAAAGGAUUGCUGUAUAUUCACUAAGUCAUUGGUUUCAAGUAUUUGAAGUAUCUAAGCAUAUGGUGUUUGCCAGUCAGAUUGUGAACCUAGAAAAAUCGAAACCUUGUCUUCAUUCAUGCAGUUGGAAACGAGUCGAACUUAGCGUGUAAGGAUUGAUGAUACUACCUGGUUCUUCAAACCUCAGUAGGUAAAGCAGUGUUCGAACACGUGACUCACUGGUUGUAAGUCAUCUCCCUAAAUCAUUGAAACACAACUCCACAAAGACUUAAACAGGGUGGAGUGCCGGGAUUGUGAACCCACCGAACUGAUAGGUGGCUUAGGCGUGUGUUGUGAUGGGAUCACCGCCAAUUCUGACCAGUGAUACUUGCUGGAGUAAGGUUUAUUUGAGAAAAGUCUAACAGUGGCCAUUCUGAAACAAUGAAGCAAAUCUCUGACCUGUGCUUCCGUUCUUGUAGACGACCUUUCUUAAUAUCCCAAGAAGCUAGUAGUCAGUCUCUGCAUGCCUCCAGUUAUGCGGAUCUAAGUGUAUCGUUACUUGUGUUUAGCUGACUGUAAUCGCUAGCUGUAACAGUUGCUGAGUUAUCGACCACACUGAAUAUUUAUGAGCCGCAUAAAUAUCAGUUAGUCAGCAGCAGCAUAAGACCUAGCACUACUGUCCAAGUUACCUUUAUUUCAUAUCAAAACAUCAAGGUAAUAAGCACGAAGAUCACCUUGUACUCUCAUCAACUAACUUAACUCUUCUGCCUAAAUCUGUACGCGUGACUGCUACAUUACUGAUGUUGUGCCGCAACGCAACGGUGGCCAAACACUUGAAGCCCCCCCCCCCAUGUCCUCUAGUUUAGAACAGAGCGAACUGCAGCGUAGCCUACAUGAUCCAAUAAGUGAUUGGGUAUCACGGUAGCGACAACGAUAGUGUGAUUUGAUGAAGAACAAAUGAAGAGUAAAUCCCAUCGAUCACUGACUCAUCACGGUUGACCCAACUUCCCAAAUAUGUAGCCGACUGGUAAUUACUGUCUUGACGUGCUGGUGGGGCUUGCAUAUCCCAAUGAUCAGGCAAACUAUGCUGGAGGAACACCUGCUCCUUUGAGGUCCCACUAUGCAGAAACGUCAGUUGGAUAGUGGUAGAACAAGAAGCAGUUACCAUUAUGGUGUUAAUUAUCCUUCUACAAUGGUGAAGUUGUGCUGUUGGCUUGACCGGGAAUGACAGCAGUUUGGUGUUUCUUGAAUUCAAUCAACAGUACCAUGCCAAUGCUGCCUUCCUUGUGAGAAGGCAGACAGGCAAAUGAAAUCAACAAAGAACCCCUCACACAAGUUCAUCAUUUCAAGUUGUCACACUUCACAGUAGUAUACAAAGAACAAGUGGAUAGAGAACUGAUAUCAAAGUAGGCGAAGGUGUAUGGGACGAGUCGAAAUUUAAAAAUCUAGGUUAGCCAAUAUGUUCGGGCUUUUGAAGACAUCGAUGAGUGAAUACAUCUGCGCUACUGCGACUAAUUUUCAGCCGUUUCACCAAGAGUUCUCAACCACUGAUUACUGCCUUCCCGAGGACUCAAAUCAGGUGGUCUACACGACACACCAACAGUCAGAGACCUUAUAGGUUGAUGUCACGUCUUGGACUGGCUAGUCUGGGCCUUCUUCCAAUGUAAUCCAACUUCUAGUAUCGUGGCACGUCAGGGUGGCUGGUAGCUCAGCAUGCAUAGCACAUGUCCAGUCCGAAGGUUCACAACCCCAUUAAAAUGACUUACCUGCCUUGCCUAGUACUCUUCGCCUAACUUUGACAUUGCUCACAGCGUGAUUGCACCAUACACGGGCAAUGCUAGGAAGACACCUGUGAUAAAAUUGUGACCGCUUCAUAUCUUCUACUUUUAAUGGCCAUGUCUCACAGCCGCAUAAAAGAACAAAAAAGACUGCAUUGCAAUGCACUCGUCGUUUAAUAAAUAGUUGGAUAUAUCCCUCCAGUCUGUGCCAGAGAUGACGCAAGUUGGCAAAUGCUAAACAGAUUUUCUGUGUUUGAGAUGAGAUUCCCUCAGCAACCAGCCCUUUUGAGUUGAUUUAACUCUCUAAGUGGUCGACACAUCCCAACACUUCACUUCCCAUCCUUAAACUAGGAGUAGUCUCAAACCAGUCCUGAAGCAUCAUACUACAUUUGAUAAGGGCAAGACGCAUGUCAAACGUACUCAGACUUCUGCUCAACGCGUUUCAAGACCCUGCAUUUUGUCAGCGUCUUUACCUAGCAGGACGAAAUCGUCUGCGUACUCCAAGUCAACCAGACGACUUCCAGGAAGUAGAUCAGUCCCUGAGGAGUCAGACAUACCUAAGGUUAUGUACAUUAAUGCAUCUAUGACAAAGUUGAGUAGGAACGUUGACAAUGGGCAUCCCUGGUGGACUCCACUAGUUGUCAUCAGUUCACGUGACAACUCGCCAUAUAACCUUACAUGGCUACGGGAGUUCAAGUAGAGAGCUUUAUUUAACGUUAUAUACUUACCGGAAUUCCUUUCAAAGUCAGACACUGUCACACAUCUGUCGACAGAGUAGAAAGCUUCCUUCAGGUCAUGAAUUACGGCAAGUGUCUGGCACUGACUGUGGUAGGUACACCUGUGUUCCAGAACUUAUCGAAGGGGGAGAAUCUGAUAGAUGUUUUUGUCAAGCUCCAGUUAUGCGUCGAUAAAAGGUCAAUACACUCACUUCUACCCCAUGGCAUACUGGUGUCACAAUGUGAGUUAGGUAGAUUCAU